AUGGCUGCUGAAAAGUCACGCUCUCGCUUUGUCGAGUCGGGAGUGCUUCAGCCGCCUAGUCCCACUGCCGACACGCAGACUUUGAAGAAGCUCGAGGGAGGGGAUUACCCAUAUCCCACUACUCAGAAGUCUCCAGAAUGGCUCUUCAAAGGAUACCCUCCUCCGUCUAGGUCCCCACACAGCUCCUAUUCGGGGACGCCUGCCAUGCAGCUCCCCGAGGCCAAGGAGCCAGCCAUGGUUGCUAAGUAUAUCGCUCGCCGCGCAACUCUGCUUGGCUGGUUCGAUGAGCCGGCUGCCGCUGCUAUUACCAGUGGCUGGUCGUCAACAUGCAUCGCGCUCAAGAAGCCCGACGGCUCUUAUACCUAUGCUCCAGACGAUCCGAGUCCGGACCUGGUGGCAGCCGUUGCUCGCUUGGAUGAGAGUGCUGUCGUUUCCAUGGUGUCUGAAGUGACCAACCAAGUUCUUGAUAGCAUCAAACCAGAGCAGGCCAGCCUGGUCAUUGAGAGUACCGGUGCCCGUAUCCCGAUCGUCGCCAGGCUGGCUGAUGUGCAGUCGCCACUUGUGCACUCGGCCAGCUCAUGCAUUAUCGCCGAGGAGCGGUGUGUUCUUAUCUGGUCCAAUGAGCCAAGAACCAUCAUCAAUGUAGCUCACAAUGUCGAGAAGCAAAUGCUGGGAUUUAUUGUCGGCCCAAACAUGCCGACCAACAUGCUUGCUCAGACCGAAGAGCAAUCAGUUGAAGGCCUUGUCACACCUGUCCGCGGUGCCAUCGACGAGAAGGAUGAAGUCUAUCAGCGCGCAAUCAAGGUCGAGGAGGGUGAGGGAGAAGGGGAGGAGGACAUUGAGGGCAAACAGCCUGUACGGCCUGUUCUGAGGGUACACUCAUUCCGAAUUGGCGUUGUAAUGAUCUUGGUGAUCCUAACGCAGAGCGUGGGUGUGUCAAAGCUCCUCCGGCAGUGGACUUGGGACGGUGACUGGAUGCGCUUCAUCCUGGUAGCUGUUAUUCCGCCUCUUUGCCUCCUGUCACUGUUCUUCUUCAUUGUUGUCGUGAGCAGUGUUUUCCAGCUCCUUCUCCCAGCUGGAAUGUGUCUGAGAAACUCGAAAUAUCACUCCGCUGUCAAGCCCAACCCCAAGCGCUAUCAAGACUAUGAGCUGCCACACAUCACAGUGCAGAUGCCUGUAUAUAAGGAGGGUCUCCGAGGUGUCAUCGUUCCGACCAUGGUCUCCGUCAUGGCCGCCAUCCAGCACUACGAGAAUCAAGGCGGCACAGCUUCUGUCUUCAUCAACGAUGAUGGUAUGCAGUGUAUCCAGCCUGAGUUGGCUGCAGCCCGUAAGCAGUACUACCGUGAAAACGGUAUUGGAUAUUGUGCACGGCUGCCAACCAUGAGAAGUCACAAGAGCGGGGGCUUCUUGUCGUGGUUCAAGCGAUCGCCCCCUAUUGACCCAGCAGUGGACAACCAGGACGAGAGCGAACUCAGCCCACAAGGUCGAGCCAACAAGCUCGGCUUUGUGCGCAAGGGAAAGUUCAAGAAGGCCAGCAACAUGAACUACUGCUUGGCUUUCUCUAACCGCGUCGAGGAUGAACUGCAUCGGCUGACGGAGCUGGAAUGUCAGACUCGCGACUGCACUUACGAGAGCCUGACAGCAGAAGAUGAUGACAGGCUCUAUGAAGUUGCGCUUCAGAACAUGCUCGAGGCUGACGAAGGCAAGACUUGGGCUGAGGGUAAUAUCCGUAUGGGUGAGAUCAUCUUGAUCAUUGACUGCGAUACCCGCGUUCCUGUCGACUGCCUACUAUACGGGGCUCUCGAGAUGCACGAGAGUCCUGAGGUGGCCAUUCUGCAGCAUGGCUCCGGUGUCAUGCAGGUUGCUCACAACAUCUUUGAGAACGGUAUCACCUACUUCACCAACAUUGUCUACACAGCCAUCAAAUAUGGCGUUGGCACUGGUGAUGUCGCCCCUUUUGUCGGUCACAACGCCUUUCUUCGUUGGAAAGCCAUCCAGAGCGUUGAAUUCGUUGAUCGAUCCGACGGCAUCACGAAAUGGUGGUCUGACACGCAUGUCUCUGAAGAUUUCGACAUCAGUUUGCGAAUUCAGAUGGCCGGCAUGGUCUGUCGUCUAGCCACCUAUCACAACGGGGGCUUCCAAGAGGGUGUCUCUUUGACUGUCUACGAUGAGUUGAACCGUUGGGAAAAGUACGCUUAUGGUUGUAACGAGCUCGUAUUUCAUCCGUUCUACCAGUGGAUUUACAAAGGGCCAGUAACCAGGCUGUUCUUCCGAUUCCUCUGGAGUAACAUGCCAGUCUCCAGUAAGGUCUCUAUCAUUGCCUACAUUUUUACCUACUAUGCUAUUGCUGCUGGCAUGCUUCUUACACUCGUCAACUAUGUCAUCGUCGGCUUGUUCUUUUAUGACCUCGACCAUUUCUAUACUCCAUCGUGGGGUAUCUGGGUGUCUCUGCUGGUUGUCUUUAACGGUGUCGCCUCCGUCUCAACCAGCAUGACCCGUCACCGACUCAAAGAAAAGUCAUUCUGGGUCGCCAUUCUUGAGACGGCCAAAUGGCUGCCAUUUCUGCUUCUAUUCUUUGGUGGCAUCAGCAUCAACUGUGCCAAGGCCUUGCUGUGUCACGCCUUUUCCAUCAACAUCGAAUGGGCGUCAACAUCAAAGGAGUUGGGUCCUACGGGCAUUUACAUCGGCCUGAACAAGAUGAUGCAUCGGUUCAAGUACACCUUCCUCAUCUGCAUCGUCAUCGCUGCUGGCAUGAUUUACAUGGCUGUUGGUGCACCCUGGGGCUGGACCAUCGCCCCUGGCCAGUUCUCGGCAGGCACAUACGCUAUCGUCCCUCUCGCUGUGCAAGUGUCCUGUGCAUUCACUCUUCCCCUGUUCCUUGGCUUGACAUGA
This is a messenger RNA of Fusarium keratoplasticum, 2892 nucleotides long. RefSeq lists its product as uncharacterized. The transcript has 9 exons. The record is from RefSeq and is a predicted model, not a curated record. NCBI's taxonomy places the organism in Eukaryota, Fungi, Ascomycota, Sordariomycetes, Hypocreales, Nectriaceae. The coding region runs from base 1 to 2892 and encodes 963 amino acids.